Molecule: messenger RNA, 1263 nt
Organism: Arabidopsis thaliana (thale cress)
Lineage: Eukaryota; Viridiplantae; Streptophyta; Magnoliopsida; Brassicales; Brassicaceae
Product: Chloroplast-targeted copper chaperone protein
Exons: 3
Coding region: 165-962 (265 amino acids)
Molecular function (GO): metal ion binding
Source: RefSeq, marked reviewed
AAAUAAAUGAUUCGUUACCUUCCUCUUUAAAACUCGUAUUAGUAGCAAUUAGUCGCAUAAUCACACGACCAACUUUCCCUUAAAAUCAACAGACAGAAAGUGAGUGUUAUAGACUUAUAGUGAGAAAGAGAUAAAGAUAGAAAGAAAAGAGAGAAAAAGAGAGAAUGAGAUUUAGUGAUAUUUUCUGCUCUUCUCCGGCAUCAACCGCCGUACGACAUAGUACACUUCACCACGACGGAAAUGUUACCGGAGGUCGCAGAUCUUUCCAAAGCCACCUCCGGAGCCAAAACCCUAGUAAGAAGAAGGAUAAAACUGUCCCUUGCUUCUCUUCCGAGAUGCCUUUAAUCCCUAUUCCUCGUCACUUGAGCUGUAGAAACUCCUUUGAAUCUCCAAGCGGGUUUCGUCCGAAAAUCGCUUCGGCUCGCGGUAGCGAUGUUCAAAUCCGCCGGAAAAGCUCUGCUGACGUAAGUGACUUGAGGAGAUCAAGGAGUUCUCUGCUAAGCUCAUCGUCCAGGUAUCUUUUAAAAGAUCAUAAGUCUUUGAAAGGUGAUGAUAAGGACCUCUGGUUAUCAUCGGAUCGUUCUAAAGAUUUGAUUCUUUACCGUGACCGCAACGUAACUUCUUCAGCCUCAUCAUCUUCUUCGUCUUCUUCAUCAUCUUUCUCUUCUUCUGUGACCAAUGUUUCAUCGCCGGCUCCAUCCACUGAUGACCAGGUUGUUGUUUUGAGGGUAUCAAUCCAUUGCAAGGGAUGUGAAGGAAAGGUUAGAAAGCAUAUCUCCAAAAUGGAAGGGGUGACGUCAUACACUAUUGAUUUAGCGACAAAGAAGGUGACGGUGGUCGGAAAGAUAACACCCGUCGGACUAGUAGAAAGCAUCUCAAAGGUCAAAUUCGCUCAGCUUUGGCCUUCCUCUUCUUCUCCUCCAUUUCCUCACAUUCCUAAUUAUUCACUCCUCAAAUCUUAAUCUGUUUUCUUGUUAUUAGUUCAAAGGCUAUGGUCAUUAGACAUAUGUCAUGUUGUGAUUCGUAUCAAUGCGACAUUAAUGUGGUGUAGUUUAACAUACAUAUACACACAUGUUUGUAGCAGGUGGUUUUGUUUUUCUCUUUCCGACAACUAAAUUUCAUAUAACAUACAUAACUGCACUUUUGUGAUAUAGUUUUUCAAAUCAAUUCUUUUAAAUUUUUAGGCAUGUACCAUCAUAUUUUUAAAAUUUGGAAGUGUUACAGCAAAAAUUACAAGAUAUACUUUAUUUGUAGUCCUAGAUC